AUUCAUCUCGAUCAACGAAGAAUUAGUUUCUUCUUGCAGCAGGCGAGAGAAAGAAAGAAAGAGUAUGGGAACGAGAGAUCUCGAACGACUGAUUCCAAUGACGGUUGUUGUUGAUAAUGGAGACUCUGUUUCAUCAGCCGCCGCUUCUUUAUCUCAUCAAGCUUCUACGGGGAAAGAGGCAUUCUCCAAAGUUAUCCGUAGUUGGGCCUCAAAAAAGUUCAUGACGGGAUGUGUCAUCUUGUUUCCUAUAGCUAUCACAUUCUAUACCACUUGGUGGUUUAUUCAUUUUGUGGAUGGAGUCUUCUCCCCAACAUAUACUCAUCUUGGCAUCAAUGUCUUUGGUCUUGGAUUCAUGACAUCUAUAACUUUCAUCUUCGUGGUUGGUGUCUUCAUGUCCUCAUGGUUGGGAGCUUCUGUUCUUAGCUUGGGAGAAUGGUUUAUCAAGAAAAUGCCUCUCGUUAGCUAUAUUUACACUGCCUCAAAACAAAUAAGUGCAGCAAUAUCACCAGAUCAGAACUCACAAGCUUUCAAGGAAGUUGCAAUUGUAAGGCAUCCACGAAUUGGAGAGUAUGCAAUUGGCUUCAUCACAUCAACUCUUAUUCUCCAUGGAAGCUCUGGUGCAGAGGAGCUCUGCUGUGUUUUUGUGCCCACCAACCACCUUUAUAUUGGAGACAUCGUUCUAAUCAGCUCAAAUGACAUUCUUAGGCCUAAUCUCUCUGUUCGAGAAGCAGUUGAAAUCGUCAUCUCCGGUGGCAUGUCAAUACCUCAGGUAUUAACUACCCUGGAUGCACAAGCUGUUCGACCAGCAGGAUUUAGAAAAUAUGCUGUGCCACAGGUUUAACGGUGGUUUUGCACCUCAUAAAAAGUGCUUAAAGAAGUUCUACUUGCACCCAAAUGAGCAGAUUGACAGUAAAAGGAUGCUGUAAAAAGGAAAAAAAAGUUUUGGCUGAGAAGUUGAUGCUUCCAAAUGCUUUAUGAAAUCUUGGCUAUUGAAUUCAGACUAGAGAUGGUGGCUUGCCAAAAGGACUAAUGUCACCGACCAUCUUUUCUUUGUUUUCCUUCUUAUUCCCUAAAAUGUGAUUUGUAUUCAGUAAUUGAUAAAAUUGGCAUGUAUUAAG
Messenger RNA from Mangifera indica (mango), 1118 nucleotides. Its product is annotated as protein LIKE COV 3-like. The record is from RefSeq and is a predicted model, not a curated record. The transcript has 6 exons. The coding region runs from base 65 to 841 and encodes 258 amino acids. Gene Ontology annotation, cellular component: Golgi apparatus. NCBI's taxonomy places the organism in Eukaryota, Viridiplantae, Streptophyta, Magnoliopsida, Sapindales, Anacardiaceae.